CUCCCUGCGGCUGCAGCACACAAGCGACCACUGCCGACUCCGCCUAGAUCCCGACGGGAGGCGGCGAUGGAGGUCCAUGGCAGCCCCCAAGGGUUCACUUAGCUCCUCCUAAGCAUGGGAGUUCCAGGCCUAGAUUGGCCAGGGCUAGAUCGGGAGGAUGCAAUCCAGACGGAAGACGAGUGCAGCAGACCAAGCUGGAGCGUCGAGUCUGGGAGAUCUGGAAGCAGCGGCGAUUUCACGGAGAGCUCGGCGCUGAAAUCCGACCAGUAAUCUGUAGCGGAAGCUCCGAUCUCUCCGAGUCACCUCCAUCGAUGGGGUCAGGGAACAAAAGUUCACACGAUUUCGAAGAGGAACAACUGACGCCAGAGUAUUCCCAUGAUACUGCAUCAGAAUCGCCCAAGUCUACACAUUAUAUGAAUAAGAGGCCAUAUGAUGGCAUAGUAGAAGACGACUAUCUGGACGUUCCUGCAGUUGGAUCAUCUGAUUCACCGACAGAACCUGAUACAUGGGUGAAGAGGCCACGAUUCGGGAAGAUCCCUGAUUUCAGAACAGCAAAAAAUGGGAGGAAGAGCACUUUGGAAUUAAAAAUGAGAAAAUUUGGAAAUAGGAAUUCAGAUGAGGUAGUUGCUCCUGAACCAGGAAUGGAGUUUGAUUCUUUACCAGAAGCAUUCGACUUCUUCAACCUCUACUCCUGGGAGGUUGGCUUCGGCAUCAGAUAUGGGGCGUCUAGGAAGAAUAAACAAGGGAGCAUGACGAUGCAGGAGAUCCUGUGCGGAUGCGCGAGUCAUUCGAAGUUGCAAUGAGCAGUAUGUUAGAUGCAAUCCCCAAGAUCACAGAGGCAAGCAGGAUUUGUGAUGGUCUUGGGCUGGAACAGAGGCUUCAUGCAUCAGGCCUGGGAGGAAACAUAAAUGCCGGAUCAGGACAUGGAGAUGCACCCGGACGGACUAGCCUAACCCCUGGCAUGGUUGCUCCAUUCAAGAAAACGGAUUUAGGCCGCCCGACUUCAGCAAGAGCCAAACCUGGCUAUGAUGUUAGCGUGCCAAGAACACGUUUUUGCACUGUAUGCCGCAGCAGGUCACAUAACUCUGGAAGUUGUCCCUCUGUCGACAAGAGCACUAAGAAGCCUAGGAGGGAGGCACGGUAUUCUAACUGUGGAAUACCAGGACAUAAGAAGAAUGUAUGUCAAUCGCGGGGAUAUACGGUGAUGAACCAGUGAGAUGUCUUACAGCCCUUUAUUCAGUUAAACACUGCUCGUGUUCACUGAUGCCAUUUUUUCGGAUCAACGACGCCGGCUUUUAUUCUUUGUGUUUGGUGGUUUGCACCAAAUCUGUACUAACAUUAUCAUUCAUUGGCAGAUUAGACUAGCUUUGUAAACCACUCUUGGGUUAUCUGUCACACACGGCAUGAGCCUAUCUUUUUUGACGUGUCACCAUUUUUAAAUCUGUUCAGUUGUAAUGCAUCUGGGGCUAGUUGGCCCUACUAUAUGCGAGGAAACAGUGUAUGUUCCGAGUGUAAUCCGAAAGUCUUUUUUUGUAUGUCUUUUGGCUCC
This is a messenger RNA of Lolium rigidum, 1549 nucleotides long. RefSeq lists its product as uncharacterized. The record is from RefSeq and is a predicted model, not a curated record. Bases 312 to 803 code for a protein of 163 amino acids. NCBI's taxonomy places the organism in Eukaryota, Viridiplantae, Streptophyta, Magnoliopsida, Poales, Poaceae. The transcript has 6 exons.